ACAAACGAUUUAAAAAUAUCCGCGGUACGGUACGAGUCAGAAUUAUGUGGUUUAUAAUGCAUUAAAAUUUUUUUUAGUAAAUAUCAAAAAUGUGAUAUUCAAAUAAUGUAGAUGUAAAAAAAGGACGGGCUAUGUAAUUGUUUAAUGCCUAUAAAAUUAUAUUAAAAUGUCCCACAGUGAUUUUUAUGAUUCGUCAAAUUCUUUAGAAGAAAAAUGUCUACAUUUAGCUAAUAAAUUAAUCUUGUAUUGCAAAAGACCAUGUCCUCGAGUACAGUGUCUUAGAGAUAUCAACAGUGAUUUAAUAGUAUUGCUGUUUGAAAGCAUUACAAAUCACCCUAUUCAAGAUUUAUUAGUUUGUACAACCAAAGAAGAAGAAGCUCAUAAUGUGCAGGCUGUCAUAGACACUCUAUCUUUGGAUAUUUUGGGAAUAUCUCUGUCCCACAUCACAGGGGAGGAUGUAGUUGCUGGUAAUUUAGUUGCUAUUUGCAAUCUUUUAGAAGUAUUAGAAGGCAUAACGUUGCAUCUGAAAAUAAAGAAAGACAAACUAGGAAGUAGAAGAAGCAGUCUUAAAAGGAAAAUUUGUAGAAAAAAGGCACCCAUCCUAAAAGUAGAAUCAAAAUCUUCUAAACAUUCUUCAAAUGGCAUUUCUGAUGGUGGAAGUGAAGAAACUUCUAUUAGUACUUCUGGUUCUCUUACUCUUUCCACAAAUUCCAAAUUUUCAAUUUCUAGUCCCUCUGAACGAGGAUCAAAGAAAUCAACUAAAACCAGUGUUAAAGAUCACUUUACUCAGGAAAAGGAUUUAACAACUGAUUACCCAAUCAGUAGCGGCUCUGCAUCCUAUUCUUCCCCCUCAAAUGUAACUGACAUUGAAAAAUCUGAAGCAAUUUUUCAAAAGAAUCAUGUAGUUGAAGAAACUGAUCAUAUCACAUAUCCUAAAAAGAUACUGCAACAAUUCAACAGUCAAGUAUCUUCAAAACCUGAAAAUAAACCUCAUUUUCGGAUUGAGAAAGUUGAGCAGGAUAGACAUUUAAAAGAUUACAAAGAAUUAUCUUCUAAGCCUGGAUAUUUGAAAAGGAAAAUUUCUAAAUGUCCACAUGAAAAAAGAACACAGCAGUCUGUAGAAAAAGAACAAGAGGUAGAGGAAUUAUUUGAAAGAAAUCUAGAAAAGAAGGUCAGAGUUCUUUUAGAAAAGAAUAGUUCCUAUUAUCCUCAAGCUUCUAGAUUAAAAAGACUGCAGCUUCAAAGGUUACAAAAACCCAUUAGGAAAGCAGCAUUCACUCCCUGCAAAAAAUCUUUUCUCCUACCUCACUCAUUAAGACGUCGUUCUAUAAGAAAAACAUCUUUCAAACGGACAAGUGGUCAUAAAAAUCCUAUUUCUCAUACUCAUCAGAGACAAGAAGGAAAUGAAAUGGAAGGGAGUAUUCCAACUGGGUUUAUUCAAGAGCUUUUUGAAGAAUUUCCUGGUCUUAAACUACCUCCUCAAAUUAUUAAUCAUAUAAGAAAAAAAUAUCAACAGCAUCUUUUGAAGUUACAUAAGCAAGUGAAAAGCUGUCUUUUAAAGAAACCAAAAUCUCAGUUACAGGCAGAAGAAGCUGCAAAACGUCAAGCCCUUCUAUCUGAGCUAUUAAAGAAAAAUAUCCUCGAAGAGCAGCAUUUGAGAGAAUUAAGAGAUAACAGAAAGUAUGAAAAUAAAAUAAAAUAUCGUUUAAGAGAUGCAAGAUUGCAGUCUGCUAAGAUGAAACAAUAUUGUGACGAAUUUCAUACAGAAAUGAGAAAGAAAAUGCAGAAAAGAAAUUUUACAGAAGAACAGAUUCUUGAGAAAAUUUUUAUGGAUGCUUUGAAUAUACAGAAAGAGCAAGUUAAUUAUUUGUGUGAAGAAGUAAAAGAAGCAGAGGAAAAUGAUGCAAAGCAACAUUUAGCAUAUCUUGAUGCAUUAGAAAAUCUAUAUCAAACACAAUUUGCAAUGCUUUCUGAGGCAAUAUCAACUGAAAAGAAAGACAAGGAAGUGCAAGUAAAGGCUCAAGAACAAGUAAUAAGAUCGAUGCAGAGGGAAUUUCAAGAUGAAUUAAAAAAAGAAAUUCGAUUCAUGCAAAAAGUUAUUUUAGAGUGUACAGAAGAUACUCACUUUAGAGAGAUGGAUGCAGAGUUAUAUAAAGAAAAGCUGAGGAGAAGAUAUUUCAGAUAAAGUUAUAUGUGUAUAAAAUGUGAAUUCAAGAUUAUAAUUUAAAAUUUUAUUUGCAUUGUAAUAAAUUACAUUUCAUUUGUA
Messenger RNA from Argiope bruennichi, 2266 nucleotides. Its product is annotated as centrosomal protein of 95 kDa-like. Gene Ontology annotation, cellular component: spindle pole; centrosome. Bases 167 to 2185 code for a protein of 672 amino acids. The transcript has 17 exons. The record is from RefSeq and is a predicted model, not a curated record. Lineage: Eukaryota; Metazoa; Arthropoda; Arachnida; Araneae; Araneidae.